AUGGAUUACAAAUAUAUGGCAAGAAUUCCUAAUCCUGAAGGCUUAAAGGAACUAGGCGUUUUUGGAAAAGGACUUUUAUUAAAUCACGAUAUUAAUAAUUGGAAGUUUAACAGGCAAUUCUUUGUCCAAUCAGUAUCCACGUUAAAUUUCUUGAAAGAAUCUGUUAAUUGCACACAAAUGGUAUUUAAUGAGAUGGAGGAAUACUGGAGAUUUGGAUUAGAAGACGACAACAUUACCGAUUUUUCCGAGUGGUCACAUAGCCUCACCACGGAUAUCAUAUUUCAGAUGAUUACUGGGAAAAAAACGUGGGCCACCGCUUCGUAUUUCUUGGCCAUUUCACGAGGAUCGAAGUUAGAGAGAUUACAAAAGUUUGAUGAAAAAUUGAUUAAAGAGUCUUCUAAAUUAUCAAAAGCGUUUCAGAUGUUUAUUAUGGGAAUGGAUUUCUUCACAUUCUUUCCUCAGUGGGUGAGAAGCUGUGUUCCUACUUUUAGAGCAUCCCAGAAGGAAAUCUUAGAAGCACCCAAUACCGACAGAACUAUCUCUGAUAUAAAAGAUAUUAAUCAGGAGUAUACAGAACCUUUAACAGAUGAGGAGAUACGCGGAAUUCUUAUAGAAGCCCUAGCAGGUGGAGUUGACACUACUGCAAAUGUAUUUAGCUUUACUAUUUAUUACCUUGCCCACUAUCCAGAUAUUAAAGAUCGGUUACGUCAGGAGAUUGAUAAUAUUUUUAGCCAAAAGGAAAACAGAUCACUCACAUAUGAUGACUUAUCUAGCCUAGUAUAUUGUGAGGCCGUAAUUAAAGAGGUAUCGCGUGUAAUGGCCACGGCGCCUUUUAUAACUCGUUUUAACUCCGAACCGGAUUCAAUAGAAAAUAUUGAAUGGGGCACAAAUACACGGUUUUUAAUUUUUGCUCCUGGUGUUCAUCUAAACAAAGAUUACUGGGACGUACCAGAAAAAUUUGAUGUUGAUAGAUUUAUCGAUGAGAAGAAACAACAGAACGGGAAGAACCUCUUGCUCAUGUGGGGCGGUGGGUUAAGACAGUGUCCCGGUCGAAGACUGGCAAUGGUUGAACUAAAAUGUUUAAUAGUUUCAGUGUUUAGAAAUUGGGAUAUUGAGUUAGUGGAUAUGAAUUCUCCGUUAAAGUGUGAAACUUCCAUUGUUAGAAGUGCUAAAGACUUGAAAGUUAAGAUCAAACCUCGAAAGGUUAUGUAA
Acaulospora colombiana is the source of this 1212-nucleotide messenger RNA. NCBI's taxonomy places the organism in Eukaryota, Fungi, Glomeromycota, Glomeromycetes, Diversisporales, Acaulosporaceae. The record is from the annotation of a GenBank genome assembly.